AUAAAGUGGAGAGAACGGCGCUGUGUGUGCUGUCCUUUCCCGAUAAGCCCGGUGGUUUGCUCAAAUGGGGAAGAAGAAGAACACAACUCUCUCUUCUUCACUAUUUCUUCACUGUCUCUCUCUCUCUUCUCAUCUUCCAUCACUACUAGAACUACUAGUGCUACUACUUAGCCCUUAACCCCACUUUUGAAACAUUAUCAAUUUUCCACUUCCAUUUCUGAUUCCUUAUUCCUUACCCGCCAAACACACCCACAACCCUAACUCACUCUCAUCUCUAAAAUCAACCUCCAUAUUCUGAGAGCUUGUGGAUCAAGGAGCUGUGUGUAAAGCUUAAUUUUUGCAAGUCUACUCCAGAAACCCAAUUCAAGCUUGGAAGUAAUUUCUAGCAAAGGAACUGAUCCCAUCAAGUUUUAAUGCUCAGAUCUGUGAGCUUUGGAUGCUUAAAUCUCAUUUGCUCAUGAAUCUGCAGACAAACGAUCACACUGCUCCAAGCUUGGCUGUACUUGUAAGUUGUAACAAAUCAGAGAGAGCUUGACACCUGUACCAAAUCAAAAACACCCAACAUUGUUCAAGGGCUGAGCUAGGCAAAUUCUGAGACUAAAAAUUGUGCAGUUGCAGGCUUUGCUUUUGGUGAAAGCACUUGUGCUUCUGCAAAAAGCUUAAACGGCCUUCCUGACUUGGACCGUGAUAUAUCACACCGUAAAAAAGGCCUUUUUAUCACUACAGAGCCAAAGUACCUCUCUGAAUUAUCGUCAUCAAUGCAUAGGACACAGUAACCCCACCUGAACUACUCUUCUCAACUCACUAGAACUAGAAUCACAUCCAUCUAAUCAACAAGCACUCUUCUUCAAAGACUCCCUCUUUCUCUCUCUGACCUACCAAAGCUGUCUCUAAAACCCAAUUCAGAACUUGGGUUUUUGUUCAUCGAAUUGGAUGAGUGUUGAGGCAUGAAAGUGAUGCUAUGGAGGUGGAGGAGAUUCAAGCUCAGCAGCCCCGCAAGUUCCCAAGAAUUGGAAAUGGCGGUAGAGGAAGCACUAUAGUCAAGAGCCCAGAUGAGGAAGAAGACGGCGGUCGGGAGCUCAAGAGAGCUGGCGGGGGAGACGCGGGCACUAACCGGCUUAACGGGUGGCACCACUCUCGAAUCAUCAGGGUUUCGAGAGCCUCCGGAGGGAAAGAUCGGCACAGCAAGGUGUGGACUUCAAAGGGGUUGAGGGACAGGAGGGUCCGGCUGUCGGUUACAACCGCUAUUCAAUUCUACGAUCUUCAAGAUCGGCUGGGUUAUGACCAACCCAGUAAGGCAGUGGAGUGGCUGAUCAAGGCUGCGGCUGACGCCAUCGCGGAGCUUCCUUCUCUGAACAGCUCGUUCCCCGACACUCCGAAGCAGCUCAGCGAUGAGAAGAGGGCGAGCAGCGAGCGCGGGUUCGAUUCCGUUGAGCUUGAUGUAGAUGGUGACCCCAAUUAUCACCAUCAAGUGCAGAAUCAUCAUCAGCUUUGUAUGUCGAAAUCUGCCUGCAGUAGUACUUCUGAGACGAGCAAGGGAUCGGGGGGGCUGUCUCUGUCCCGGUCGGAGAUGCGGGUGAACCGGGAUAAGGCCAGGGAGCGAGCCCGGGAGAGAGCAGCCAAGGAGAAGGAGAAAGACAGCAACAACGACGAGUCCUCCCGCAUUGCACAGGCUAUUUCUCAAAAUGCAUCGUUUACUGAGCUUCUCACCGGCGGAAUCGGAAACAACAGGAACAACAGUCCCACCGGUCAUCAGCAGAACAAUCCCAACGGCGAGCCCAUUUUGUUCCACAAGGCAGCACCACCGAUGGACUACUUCGGGUCGAGUCUUCUGGGACUUUCCUCCACCCCAACCCGAAACCACCAUCAAUUCUCCGGGCAAAUCCACCUGGGGAAUUCGCUCCCCCAGACAAUGUUCAGCAUCUCCGGUGACCACAACCACAGCCACCCGGAGAUGCAGCAUUUCUCGUUUGUUCCCGACUACAUCCCUGUCUCGGCAGCGGCCAACGGCGGCGAAUACAACCUCAACUUCUCCAUGUCUUCUUCCGGCGGCCUUGCUGGUUUCAAUAGGGGGACCCUUCAGUCCAAUUCAUCAUCGUCACCUUCUCUUUUGCCUCACCUCCAGAGGUUCUCUCCCAUGGACGGAUCGUCCAGUGUACCUUUCUUCAUCGGAGCUGCCGCCGCAGCCGCAGCUCCAACCAUGGAGAACCACCAGUUCCCAGCUGGAUUGCAGCUCUACGGCGACGGAAGCCGGCAUUCAGACCACAAGGGAAAAGCAAAGAACUGAUCUUUUUUCUGAAAACUGAAGCGAAAGAAGUAAUGACAAGCUGCAAGUGAUGCAUGCUUCCUUCAUCGGAUGACACCUUACUAUAAUGUAAUGUUUCUGAAGUUGGUGGUAUUUCUGGUUUAACCAUUUUGAAGUCAUUCAGCUUGCAUUCCUUCAUUCGGAGAAAUAUUUACAUUUAUGGUUUACCUAUGCGUGUCUGCUUUGAAGAUGUAACUGACCAUUCGAUUGGAGUUAUUCUUUUCUCCCUUCCUCCCAAUUGUUCUUAAAUGUUUAUACAAUUUAAGAGAAGUAAUUAACCUUGUGAAAUGUAUUUGGUUUCUGAAGCUGAAUAUC
Molecule: messenger RNA, 2620 nt
Organism: Rosa chinensis
Lineage: Eukaryota; Viridiplantae; Streptophyta; Magnoliopsida; Rosales; Rosaceae
Product: transcription factor TCP2
Exons: 5
Coding region: 962-2287 (441 amino acids)
Biological process (GO): regulation of secondary shoot formation
Cellular component (GO): nucleus
Molecular function (GO): DNA-binding transcription factor activity; sequence-specific DNA binding
Source: RefSeq, a predicted model, not a curated record